Molecule: messenger RNA, 2716 nt
Organism: Nycticebus coucang (slow loris)
Lineage: Eukaryota; Metazoa; Chordata; Mammalia; Primates; Lorisidae
Gene: CDNF
Product: cerebral dopamine neurotrophic factor
Exons: 4
Coding region: 46-663 (205 amino acids)
Biological process (GO): neuron projection development; dopaminergic neuron differentiation
Cellular component (GO): endoplasmic reticulum
Source: RefSeq, a predicted model, not a curated record
AGCAACUGCAAGCAGUUUUUUCCUCUUUCGCGGAGCUGUAGCAGCAUGCGUUGGCGUGAGUGUCGGAGGCGAACAGAGUUGUGCGGGCUCAGCGUGAGGUGCGCUAGCCCAGUUGCAGUGGUGGCCUUUUGUGCCGGGCUCUUGGUCUCUAACCCGGUGCCCGCGCUGAGCCAGGAGGCCAAGGCCGGGGGGCAGCCGGGGGCAGACUGCGAAGUAUGUAAAGAAUUCUUGAACCGAUUCUACAACUCCUUAAUAGACAGAGGAAUUAACUUUUCACUGGACAUCAUAGAGAAAGAAUUGAUCAGCUUUUGUUUGGAUGCCAAAGGAAAAGAAAACCGCCUGUGCUAUUAUCUAGGAGCCACAAAAGAUGCAGCCACGAAAAUCCUAAGUGAGGUCACACGCCCCAUGAGUGUGCAUAUGCCUGCCGUGAAGAUCUGUGACAAGCUGAAGAAGAUGGACAGCCAGAUCUGUGAGCUGAAAUAUGAGAAGAACUUGGACUUGGCAGCAGUCGACCUGUGGAAGAUGAGAGUGGCAGAGCUGAAGCAGAUCCUCAGUCGCUGGGGGGAAGAGUGCAGAGCCUGCGCGGAGAAAACCGACUACGUUGAUCUGAUCAGAGAACUGGCCCCCAAGCACGCAGCCACGCACCCCAAAACAGAACUCUGACCUGGAACCCGGCACACCGAAAAAUGUCCAGGAAACGGACAUGUUCAGUGACAACAACCAGGAACUGCGCAGCAUUUGGUCUCAUGCUUUUUUAUGCCAAUAUUAUACCUCAGAAUUGUGUUACUUUAUGUGUUUAUGAGUAAAACUACUAAUAGUACUGAUGCCUUACAUUGGCAGCACUCCAAACCCUACAAGUACGUUUCUCCUGCUUUUCUUGGAAGGCCUAUGCAGGUUACCAUUGCCUGUCUCCUAAAACUGGGAAAAAUGAACUGUUGAAAAUUGAUGAAGUCAGUUGGUUCCAAGAGGGAAGAGGAUGCACAAAGGUGACUCUCUGCUCGCGAUUUUUAUUUCAUUUUAUUUUAUUUUAAGACAGAGUCUCAAGCUGUGGCCCUGGGUAGAGUGCUGUAGCGUCACAGCUCACAGCAACCUCAAAAAUUCUUGGGCUUAAGUGAUUCUCUUGCCUCAGCCUCCCAAGUAGCUACAGGCACCCACCACAACGCCUGGCUAUUUUUUUGAUGAUGUUGUCAUUGUUGUAGCAGGCCCCAGCUGGGUUCGAACCCACCAACCUAGGUGUAUAUGACUGGUGCCCUAACCACUGAGCUAUGGGCGUCUAGCCUGCUCGCGAUUUUUAAACAUGUUUGACUAGGACAAAAGAAAUCGAUUCCCUCAUCUAAUGUACGAUUUUAACCUCCAAUAAUUACCUAACAUAAUCAAAACAUUUCUUUAAAAAGUAAAGUUUUUCUUUUCAUCCGCAAAUCAUUCUACAUUUUAGCUCUCUUUGGGAUCAGAAAUGGCUAGGCAGGACUAUAGGAAAUACUAUUCCCAUUUGAAGGAAACCUACUUAAAGAGAAUAGAUCCAGAGUCCACCUAAGUAUGCCCAAUGUUUUGGCAGAUUGUAGCCACACUUGUAUUGCUAAUUAAACCAAGGUCAAGAUCUUUUUUUCAUUCUGUCGGGUCACAUAUUAAACUUUUGAGAAAGCAUUAAAACCUAUUAAGAGCACGUGCAGACAACAUGAUUUUUUAUGGUUCUUAAUGCUAUUUUAUCAGCUGUAAAACUGUAAAAUCUGGCCAGACAUGGUGGCUCAUGCCUAUAAUCUCCUAGCACUCUGGUAGGCGGAGGCAGGUGGAGCACUUUAGCUCAGGAGUUUGAGACUAGCCUGAGCAAAGGGACCCUGAGUCUUCUAAAACUAGAAGUAGCGGGACAUAGCAUGCCUGUAGUCCCAGCUACUCAGGGAAGCUGAGACAAGAGGAUCGCUGAGCCCAGGAGUUUGAGGUUGCUGUGAACUAUAACGCCACGGCACUCUACCCAGGGUGACAGAGUGAGAUUAAAAAUACAAUAAAAAUUAAAACAUAAAUAAAAAUAAAAUUGUAAAGUCAUUUUUGGUUCUAUUCUGUGGCCAUAUAGGGUAUGAAACCCAAGUUAGAAGUGGUUGCCUCUACAUGGUAGAUGGUGGGGAGAAAUGACUGUAAAACAUUUCCUUGGAACUUUCUGGAGUGAUUGAAAUGUCCUACAGCUUGAUUGGGGUUGUGGUUACAUGGGCAAAGGUGAUGGUUAAACUCAUCUGGUAGUACAGUUCAGAUCUGAGCAUUUUAUUGUAUAUAAAUUUUCUGAAAAAACUGCUGUUGAAAAAUUAUGAAAAUUAACUAAAAGUAAUUGAUUCAAAAUACCGUGUUCAUUCGAAGAAUUACAUUUUCUGCCUGGAGUCCUUUUGGGAGUGGAAGAGAGAUUUUCUAGACUGAACAUAUACCCUGACGGUAUCGUUUUCACUCGGAUUUUCAGCUGGACAGUUGAGAUGUAACCGAAAUUGUCAGAGAAUUCAUGAAUCCUAAGGAGAAAUGUCUAUAUUUAUAUGUAACUGAAAAAUGAGAAUAAAAAAUGUUUGGUGUGAUGAAUGGCCAAAAUUGAUUAUGUUUCUGGAUUUUAGCAGCUUGAUUGUGGUGUGUAAAACACCUACUUUAUUUUGAAUUAUAUUUUUUAAAAGUCCAAAGUUACUUUCUAAAAAACUCCUAACUUUUGUAUUUGUUUUACUCUUUGCAUUUUGAACCUAUCAAG